Molecule: messenger RNA, 1107 nt
Organism: Leishmania braziliensis MHOM/BR/75/M2904
Lineage: Eukaryota; Euglenozoa; Kinetoplastea; Trypanosomatida; Trypanosomatidae
Exons: 1
Coding region: 1-1107 (368 amino acids)
Molecular function (GO): phosphatidylinositol transfer activity
Source: RefSeq, a predicted model, not a curated record
AUGUCGUCAAAAAGUGACCUUGCGCUGGCGGCGAAGCUAGCGUCGACGCCAUCUAACGGCGAGUCGGCCGCGUCUACCGUGGAGGCCGACCUGGAUCUGCCUAAGGAUUGCUUUCUGCUGCCAAAGCAGAACGACGGCUUCCAAAUCCCGUACUUUCUCUCAAGCGAGGAGGAGGUGAACAAGAUCCGGCCUCCCACUGUCGUGAAGACGUGGGAGCAGCGUCGCGGGGAGCUCGAGGAAGCACAGCAACGCAAGCUGGAGGCGUUCAUAAAGAUGGUCUCCGCUGCGCCGUGGUACGCGGCGGAGAAGUUCGACAACUGGCUGUGUCUCCGCUACCUUCUCGCCCGCAGCUUCGACCUCGAUAAGGCCUUCUCAAUGCUGGAGGGCACCGUCAGGUGGUGGAAGGAAACGGGAUCGGAGACGUGGCAGUGUGAGGCUUGCUUGGAGAACCCGAAUGGCCACAUGGGCCAGUUCAUUGGGUGGGACAAGGAGCACCGCCCCGUCAUGUUCAUGUCGAUGCGCUGGGGCCCGGAGCGCAAGAAUCCGCUGCGGCACAUGGUGUGUGCCUUCAAUCACUUGAUCCGCAUGAUGCCUGUCGGGGUCGAGAAGUGGGUCUGCGUGACGGACUUCGAAACGUACUCGCAUCUUUACGACGGCAAGUCGUCUGUAGGCGUGCGCGUCAUCCGCGUAAUUCAGGACCAUUACCCGGAGAGACUAGGCAAGAUGCUGUGCAUCAACCCGCCGAGGCUCUUCUCCGUGCUGUGGAAGCUCGUCCUGCCAGCGAUCGACCCCGUCACUCGCACAAAGGUGGAAUUUCUGUGGACAGAGGCACAGCCGAGCGUGUGCGAGACGUUCCCAUCCCUAUUCCCGCAGCACCUCAGUGAGUACCUGAGUGACUCCUACAACCGGAGCAAGUACAACCUGCCAGCCAAGCCGCUCGUGUGGCAGCCACGGCCCGGGGGAUACCCCAUGAGCUUUGAGGAGCACAGGCAGCAACUCAAGGCAAUGAAGAAGGAGAAGGGGCCCAAAAAGGGCGCGAGUAAGGCAGCGCACGGCGCGAAUAAGCGGACCGAGGAGCAGCACCGUCAGGGGCACGGGCAGAUCUAG